AUGCCUUCGGCUUCAAGCUUUAGCAAUUCUCACUUCUCAGAGUCUCAGACUCUCAGUCAACACAAAAAAACCUUAAGGGGCAAGGGCUCUAACCCCCGCCGUGGGUCGUGGCACUCAAGCUCUCAGCCUCUCCUCAUCUCUGACUCAACUCUCACAGUCUCACUCUCUCAAAUCUCAUUCUCAAUCCUCGAUUCCUCUCCUUUCCUGACUCCUAACUCUCCUCUCCUCUCCUCUCCUCUUGAUCUGGUGUGUUGCAGCGUGUCGGACGGCCCCGACCUGUCCUCUCCUGAGUCUCCUCUCCUCUGCUCUGGAUCGGGUGCAUUGCAACGUGCCGGUGCCGGACCUGUCCUCUCAUCUCCUCUGGUGCGUUGGCGCUGCUACUUGAUGGGCCUGCCGAUGCUAUCCCUUUGCUAUCCUCAAACCCAAAAAUUAAGAAUAUCAGAAGAACAGAAGCUGCAGAGGAUGCCAGCGCUUUGGCUUACUCUGAAGGGAUCACUGAACUGCAAAUCCAAGCCUUCGGACGUUCACGAUCCGAGCGGCAGCACUAAGAAAAACAACCCAGGAAAAGGAAAUGGGUGUUCUAAGUCCAUAUCAAAUCUCAAGGGUGCUGUGCAUGGAAAUAGAAAGCGCACGCGACAGAGACAACCACCAAGUUCAAGUCCAAGAUCAAUUGGAAGCAGUGAAAUCCACAACCCCAAACCCAAUGGAGUAGUUCUUAGAAAUAGUUCAUCUGGUGGUGAAGUAAAACAGAAGGGGCUUGGUGAGGGUAUUGUGUCCUCCCCAGUACUUGAGGGUACCUCAAGGCCUGAGACGCCCUGUGGCUGCCCCAGAGCCAGAAGCAGCAGGCCUUCACUGAAACUGGAUCCCUCCUAUCCCAGUACCCCACCCAGAGGGCAUUCUGGGAAGGAAGGGUCUAGCAGUGGCGGCUCUGCAGUUUCCGGUGGCAGAGUGGAUAGUGGCGAUGGUAGUGGCCGCCAGUCGGUGACCCGGAUGGUGGCAGCUCUCCGGACGGAAUGCGAUGCUUCUCCGAAUCUAACCUGCCAGAAGUGUGGAAAGCAGUUGGAAGAGUUUGGAGGCAUCGAUUCGCAUCGUCCCUCCAAGAAUGCUAUAACUGAACUAGUUGAAGGUGAGUCAUCCAGGAGGAUAGUAGAGAUAAUAUGCCGAACAAGCUGGUUCAAAUCCGAGGACAUAACCUACGAGUGGAUCGAUCGGGUAUUGAAGGUUCACAACAGGCAAAACACUCUUGACCAAUUUGAAGAGUACAGAGAAAUGGUGAAGUUAAAAGCCAGCAAACUGGCAACGAAGCACCCACGCUGCUUGGCAGAUGGAAAUGAGCUGCUGAGGUUCUAUGGCACAACCAUAGCGUGCUCGCUCGGCACGAAUGGCUCCUCCAGCCUCUGUAACUUGGAGAACUGCAGUGUGUGCCAAAUUUUAAGACAUGGGUUCUCUGCAAAGAAGGAAUCGAAUGGUGUUUUGGGGGUUUUUACUACCUCCACAUGUGACAGGGCCUUUGAAACCAUUGAACCACUAGAGGAAAACCAGCCUAUGAGGAAAGCUUUAAUGGUGUGCAGAGUAAUUGCGGGGAGGGUUCAUAAGCCUUUGGAGAAUUUUCAAGAGCUGGACAGUCAAUCAGGAUUUGAUUCAUUGGCUGGGAAACUCUGUGAGCAUUCAAAUAUUGAGGAACUCUAUUUGCUAAACCCCAGAGCUCUCCUCCCUUGCUUUGUGGUAAUCUGUGGAGCUGGUUGA
Messenger RNA from Malania oleifera, 1746 nucleotides. RefSeq lists its product as uncharacterized. NCBI's taxonomy places the organism in Eukaryota, Viridiplantae, Streptophyta, Magnoliopsida, Santalales, Ximeniaceae. The record is from RefSeq and is a predicted model, not a curated record. The coding region runs from base 1 to 1746 and encodes 581 amino acids. The transcript has 3 exons.